CUAAAGGGGGGGACCACGUGACUGCGCGAGCUGCGAGGCCGGUUCGGUUGAGUCGGAGCAGCAUCAUGACGAAGCACGAGUUUUACGUGGAUAUGACGUGCGAGGGCUGCUCGGGAGCCGUGACACGAGUCCUCAACAAACUCGACGUGAAAUUCGACAUCGACCUUCCCAACAAGAAGGUCUUCAUUGAGUCCGACAAGGAUGCCGACGAACUCCUGGAGACGCUCAAGAAAACCGGGAAGACGGUCAAUUACAUCGGUCCCAAGUAAAGCGCCUCCUUUCCUCCGCCGGACGAGGCAGGUGACAGCCGCUCCAGCUGUGAUGGGGAAGGACUGUCCUACGCUGCAGGCUCCUCAGCGACGCACUGUGCUCCAGGGACCACUAGGUGGCGCUCUUUACAGCCACAACACUCUCCCCUCUCAGUAAAACAGAUGUUGCACAUUUAACUGGUUAUUAACAACAACUGUACAGCAGUUAUGAUUGUUUCCCUGUUUUUUUUUUUCCCCACACAUUUCUUCUGACUUCUAUUUCAUUUGAGGCUUCAGAGCAUUUUUUUUCUGCCUUUUCCAUUAUGUUGGAAUUAAAGUAGACUGUACCUGUG
Molecule: messenger RNA, 601 nt
Organism: Scleropages formosus (Asian bonytongue)
Lineage: Eukaryota; Metazoa; Chordata; Actinopteri; Osteoglossiformes; Osteoglossidae
Gene: atox1
Product: antioxidant 1 copper chaperone
Exons: 4
Coding region: 66-269 (67 amino acids)
Biological process (GO): copper ion transport
Cellular component (GO): cytosol
Molecular function (GO): metal ion binding; copper chaperone activity
Source: RefSeq, a predicted model, not a curated record